GUCAGUAGGAACAUGCUUCGCCUGCAUGCAUUGGUCACAUGUGCACACCCAUCCCUAAAUGGAACCUAAUAUAUAGUGGGUGAUAGGAAACCCAGCAUAUAGUGGAGGGAUCACUCAUACAGGGAUACUGCAAGGACCAUCACUUCAUUAUGGCAUCACUACUAAUGCUGGUGUUUUUAACUGCUCUCCAUGGGGUCCUCUGCUACCCUUCCUCAUUCAUUGACCUGGAAGCUAAAGGAAGUAACAAGUCAUCUAUCAGGUUCCUGGUUUUGGGGGACUGGGGUGGUCUGCCAUAUCCUCCUUAUAUUACCCCUAUAGAGACGGCCACUGCACGCAUGAUGGCCAAAACUGCUUCUCAGAUGGGCGCAGACUUCAUUUUAGCACUCGGUGACAACUUCUACUAUAAGGGUGUCAGUGAUGUCAAUGACCCUAGAUUCAAGGUCACGUUUGAAGACGUCUACACUCAGGAUUCUCUUAAUAUUCCAUGGUACAUCAUUGCUGGCAAUCACGACCAUGCGGGAAACGUCCUUGCUCAAAUCAAGUACAGCCAGAAGUCAAAGAGAUGGAACUUCCCCUACUAUUAUUAUGAGAUGAACUUCCGCAUUCCUCGAACAGACAGCACACUGACCAUCAUCAUGCUGGACACUGUGCUGCUGUGUGGAAACUCUGAUGACUUCCUUGACCAGCAACCCCAAGGUCCCCGAAGUAGCGUUCAGGCCAACAGACAGCUGCAGUGGCUUCAGGAACGUUUGGCAAAGUCUAAGGCUGAUUAUCUCCUGGUGGCUGGCCAUUAUCCGGUAUGGUCCAUAUCCGAGCAUGGGCCAACCGACUGUCUGCUGAAGAACUUGAGACCACUGCUUAAGAAGUACAAGGCUACUGCUUACCUUUGUGGCCAUGAUCACAAUCUACAAUACAUCAAGGAGUCUGGUAUUGGUUAUGUGGUUAGUGGAGCUGGUAACUUUAUGGAUCCAGAUGUGCGACACCGAAACCAGGUUCCUCGAGGCUACCUCAAGUUCUUCAAUGGAGACGCUGGCACCUUGGGUGGCUUUGCCCAUGUGGAGGUUAACAAGAAAGAGAUGACCGUUACUUUUAUCCAGGCUAGAGGAACCUCCCUUUACAGGGCUGUUCUUAAAAAACGUGAUGAUCUUUCCGGAGUGGGUGGCAAUGUUUGAAGCUCUUAUCCAGUUUGAGUCUUUUAGUGUUAUGCUAUAAAUUAGAUGUGCUCAAGAUUAAAUGCACACUUUGAAUCUUACGUUUUUAUAGAUUAGACUUUUAAAUGGUUUAACCAAAAAUGUUCUCUAUGUCUUGAACCUGUAAGUGUUUUAAAGUGAUUGAUUAUUAAAUAACUAAACUAC
Carassius gibelio (silver crucian carp) is the source of this 1355-nucleotide messenger RNA. RefSeq names its product acid phosphatase 5a, tartrate resistant (gene acp5a). Gene Ontology annotation, biological process: bone resorption. The transcript has 6 exons. Gene Ontology annotation, molecular function: ferrous iron binding; ferric iron binding; acid phosphatase activity. Bases 150 to 1172 code for a protein of 340 amino acids. Lineage: Eukaryota; Metazoa; Chordata; Actinopteri; Cypriniformes; Cyprinidae. The record is from RefSeq and is a predicted model, not a curated record.